Messenger RNA from Ostertagia ostertagi, 288 nucleotides. NCBI's taxonomy places the organism in Eukaryota, Metazoa, Nematoda, Chromadorea, Rhabditida, Trichostrongylidae. The record is from the annotation of a GenBank genome assembly.
ACUCGCAUUUCGGAAGCUGUCAGCAUCCUCGAAAAGCUUACUCAUGCCGUGUCUACGCUCGGCUUAUUCUCCGACAAUGAGGAGGUAGAAGAUCUUGCGACUUCUUCCAUUCCGUUUCUUCUCAUCCCUUGCUACCUUGGUGUCGCUCAUCAUAAUACCACAACAGAGCCUAGCCAUCGUGCCGACCAAUUGCAACUUGCCAAGGUUUAUUACCGCGAUUUCUUGAAGCGGCUACGCAGUUAUGGCUUCGAGUUUGAACGCGACUACUUUUUCGUUGAAGGAGGACAU